GGGCGGCCCCAGCCCGCCCCGCCCCGCCCCGCCGCCUAUUGGCCCCGCGCCGCUAUAUCUGGGCGCCCACCCGGCCCGAGGCCACCGCCGUCUCCACCGCCGUCCGCCCUGCCCUCCGCGCCCGGCUCCCGAAGUGCCCGCUCUCCCACCCUCCGCGCUCCCGCGCUCCGUUCCGCCCAGGCCGCGCCCAGCUGGAAUGCAGAGAUCGCCGCCCGGCUACGGCGCACAGGACGACCCGCCAGCCCGCCGCGACUGUGCAUGGGCCCCGGGACCCGGGGCCGCCGCUGAGCCGCGCGGCCUCCCCGCCGCCCCCGCCGCCCUCGCCGCGCCCGCCGCUCCCGCCUCGCCGCCCAGCCCGCAGCGCAGCCCGACGCGAAGCCCCGAGCCGGGGCGCUAUGGCCUCAGCCCGGCCGGCCGCGGGGAGCGCCAGGCUGCCGACGAGUCGCGCAUCCGGCGGCCCAUGAACGCCUUCAUGGUGUGGGCGAAGGACGAGCGCAAGCGGCUGGCGCAGCAGAACCCGGACCUCCACAACGCGGUGCUCAGCAAGAUGCUGGGCAAGGCGUGGAAGGAGCUGAGCGCGGCGGAGAAGCGGCCCUUCGUGGAGGAGGCGGAGCGGCUGCGCGUGCAGCACCUGCGGGACCACCCCAACUACAAGUAUCGGCCGCGCCGCAAGAAGCAGGCGCGCAAGGCCCGGCGGCUGGAGCCCGGCCUCCUGCUCCCGGGCCUGGCGCCCCCCCCUCCGCCGCCGCCGCCGCCGCCGCCGCCCCCCCCCGAGCCCUUCUCCGCGGCGCCCGGCGCGGCCCGUGCCUUCCGCGAGCUGCCCCCGCUGGGCGCCGAGUUCGACGGCCUGGGGCUGCCCACGCCCGAGCGCUCGCCGCUGGACGGCCUGGAGCCCGGCGAGGCCGCCUUCUUCCCGCCGCCCGCGGCGCCCGAGGACUGCGCGCUCCGAGCCUUCCGCGCGCCCUACGCGCCCGCCGAGCUGCCCCGGGACCCCGGCGGCGGCUACGGGGCGCCCGCGGCCGAGGCGCUCAGGACCGCGCCCGCUCCCGCCGCGCCGCUCGCCGGCCUCUACUACGGCGCCCUGGCCGCGCCCGCAGCCGGCCCGUUCCCCGGCCCGCUGUCGCCGCCCCCCGAGGCCCCCCCGCCCGAGGGCGCCGAGACGCUGGGGCCCAGCGCCGACCUGUGGGCCGACGUGGACCUCACCGAGUUCGACCAGUACCUCAACUGCGGCCGGACUCGGCCCGACGCCGCCGGGCUCCCGUACCACGUGGCGCUGGCCAAGCUGGGCCCGCGCGCCAUGUCCUGCCCCGAGGAGAGCAGCCUGAUCGCCGCGCUGUCCGACGCCAGCAGCGCCGUCUACUACAGCGCCUGCAUCUCGGGUUGAGCGGCCGCCGCCGCCGCCGCCGCGCGUGCCCGCCCGGCAUCUCUCCAGGGCGCGCGCGUUUCGGCUACUCCCGGGCGCCCUGCGAGGGUGCCUCCCACGUGCCCUGGGGCGUUUCCCGGAAUCCCAGGCCUGGGACCUGUUGGCUGGCCCUGCUAGGGUUAACUCUUUGAAGCGUCUAAUGCUUUCCUUGCAGUGUAUUUUCUAGAAUCAGGCUGUAUUUUUCGCUUUGCCUUUUUUAUACACGUAAUACAACAUAUUUAAUUUUUAAUUAAACUUUUAAACUUUUUCUUCCAACGGGUUUCACUGACCAAAAGCACCAAUGUAGCGAUAUGAGGAAUACCAGUAUUUGUUUGCUUUAAAGGAGGAGCAGGAUCUGCACCCCCCACCCCCACCCCACCCCGGGCCAGGCGAGGCCACAAUAAAGUGACUCGCUCUUUCCUCUGCA
This is a messenger RNA of Prionailurus viverrinus (fishing cat), 1829 nucleotides long. RefSeq names its product SRY-box transcription factor 18 (gene SOX18). The record is from RefSeq and is a predicted model, not a curated record. Gene Ontology annotation, biological process: angiogenesis; positive regulation of transcription by RNA polymerase II; vasculogenesis. The coding region runs from base 197 to 1384 and encodes 395 amino acids. The transcript is spliced from 2 exons. NCBI's taxonomy places the organism in Eukaryota, Metazoa, Chordata, Mammalia, Carnivora, Felidae. Gene Ontology annotation, molecular function: RNA polymerase II cis-regulatory region sequence-specific DNA binding; DNA-binding transcription factor activity, RNA polymerase II-specific.